CAGAGUAUCCCCCGCAGGAGGAAGUAGCCGAGGGAUGGCAUCAGGCAGGGCACGCUGCACCCGAAAGCUCCGGAACUGGGUGGUGGAGCAAGUGGAGAGUGGACAGUUCCCAGGGGUGUGCUGGGAAGAUGCAGCUAAGACCAUGUUCCGGAUUCCCUGGAAGCAUGCAGGCAAGCAGGACUUCCGGGAGGACCAGGAUGCUGCCUUUUUCAAGGCCUGGGCGAUAUUUAAGGGAAAAUACAAGGAGGGGGACACAGAAGGCCCUGCCAUCUGGAAGACUCGUCUGCGCUGUGCUCUCAACAAGAGUACUGAGUUUGAGGAGGUUCCUGAGAAUAGCCAUAGGGAUGGGGCUGAGCCCUACAAGGUGUAUCGACUGCUGCCACCAGGAACCCUCCCUGCUUCACCAGCAACCCAGAAACCACCAUCAAAGAGACACCACAGCUCUGUGUCCCCCGAGAGGGAGGAGAACGAAGAAACCACGAAGAACUGUAUACUCAGUCCCUCCUUGCUCCAGGACCCCCUCAGAAACGAGGAGGUGGAGGCCAAUGGGGGAGCUGGCCAUUCAGACUUUGGGAGCAGCAGUAGCAACAGUCCUGAGCCUCAGGAAGGCGCAGACACAAGUGAGGCCCCUUUCCAAGGAGAGCAGGUAUCUCUGGAGCUUCUGCCCCCUCCUAACUCAGACUACUCGCUGCUGCUCACCUUCAUCUACAAUGGGCAGGUGGUGGGCGAGGCCCAGGUGCAGAGCCUGGACUGCCGCCUCGUGGCUGAGCCCUCAGACUCUCAGUGCAGCAUUGAACAGGUGGUGUUUCCCAAGCCUGGCCCGCAAGAGCCCACCCAUCGCCUGCUGAGCCAGCUUGAGAAGGGUGUCCUGGUGGCCAGCAACUCCCGAGGCCUCUUCGUGGAGCGCCUUUGCCCCAUUCCCAUCUCCUGGAGUGCGCCCCAGUCUCCACCUGGUCCAGGCCCACAUAUGCUGCCCCCCAAGAAGUGUGUGGAGCUCUUCAGAACUACCCACUUUUGCAGAGACUUGCAGAAAUACUUCCAAGGCCUAGGCCCCCAACCCAAGUUCCAGGUGACACUGAAUUUCUUAGAGGAGGACCCUAGCCCCAACCACACCCCACAGAGUCUUAUCUCAGUGCAGAUGGAACAGGCCUUUGCCCGGCAAUUACUGCAGGAGACUCCAGAGGACCAGACAGCCACUCUGUCCCUGGUGCAGAGCCUGGGGGACUACCUUCCUCCUCUCCACUCUCUUCCUAUUUCUUUGAGACUCAUUCUCCACAUUAUUGACCUGCCUCCCUCGGUGAUAAUUCUUAGUGGUUUUCUGUGAUGGUUAUGUCCUUGAACUCCUCAUAUUAUCUGGCUGGUUUUUAUCUUUUUUU
Molecule: messenger RNA, 1376 nt
Organism: Phyllostomus discolor (pale spear-nosed bat)
Lineage: Eukaryota; Metazoa; Chordata; Mammalia; Chiroptera; Phyllostomidae
Gene: IRF9
Product: interferon regulatory factor 9
Biological process (GO): immune system process; regulation of transcription by RNA polymerase II
Cellular component (GO): nucleus
Molecular function (GO): protein binding; RNA polymerase II cis-regulatory region sequence-specific DNA binding; DNA-binding transcription factor activity, RNA polymerase II-specific
Source: RefSeq, a predicted model, not a curated record